AUGCCGGACCCUCUACCAACAGAGGUGAAGCAGACGCCUAACCGCCGCAAACCUGGCGCUGGCAGCCGUCGGCCUAACCGCAAGAACUACGCUUCCGAAAACGACGUGGCUAAGGCAGAUCCUACCUUCCAGCCGGACUUCGCCCACGAUAAGAAGAAGAACAAUAACGGCCCGGGGCCAUCGACACCCCAAAAGACGCAAAAGAAUGCCGUCUCUUCGAAAAGCCCAGCACCAGCCUCACAGGCUGCCUCUGGCAAGGCGGGCAACCGCAGCAACAGGAACCAGCAGAACAACAACCCAAAUUCUCCCUCGGCCAAGCCCGGUCGACGCACGCCUCCUCACACGGUUGGUCCAAAGCCUGCAGGAGCCGCUGGUUCCGUCGCAGCUUUUGCCGGUGCAACAUUCCAUGCCUCGCCUGCUCCCUCGUCCCUGCCGCUGCCCAGCUUCUUCACAAAGGCAGACUCUCCGGGAACACCUAGUGCUCGUCCUUUGAGCGGUUUGAGCCAGCAGCCAUCGCCUCCCGCGUCGGACACCGAACUGCCGUCUGCCACUGCGACUAAUGCAGCCGACGCACCCUCAGCAGCUCGCCGGAAUCCUCUUUUACCGACUAGCGGUGCUGGCAUCCCACAUGCUCGGGACGAGUCCCCUCUCGACAUCCUGUUCCGGGCUGAUCGGGCUGAAAAGGAACGAAACAGGCGGGCGAGCUCGGCAAACAUCUACGGGGCCCCUUCGCAAGCAAUGGCCGACAAUUCAAACAGCAACACCUUCCCUCGCGAUCUUGCACAGCAGCAGCAGCAGCAGCAGCAGCAGCAGUCGACGCGCCGGCCAGGCCCGACCUUACGCAAUUCGAGUUCGGGGAUAUCCGCUGCUGAACUUGACGGGACGCCUGGUCAGCCCAUGGGUCCGGCUUUUUCCACGCCGUUUCAGGAUCGCAUUCGCGCCGCCCGUCCAGCGGAGAGCAAUGGCACCUCUGGCCCAGGGACUCCGGGAGGUUUUAGAGACCUUGCAGCUGGAACUGCACCCUCUCCGCUUGCUGGUGUGCCCUACAACCAACAACUCCCUGCGGCCAGUGUUGAUGACCGCAGCGAGGCCCUGAAGAGAUUUCUUUUCUCAAAGACGGGUGCUUCUGCGCCGUCGCCCCCCGUACACCCCACGGCGUCUGCUCCCACCACCCCUACUCGGUAUCCCGGCCAACCUGGAGGCGCUCAACAGCCACCGAUGUACAACGGCUCGCCGUACCAGAACAUGUACUCUACAUCGUCUGCGAAUGGGACGCCUAACCAUCAAGGCUACCCCAAUGGUCGGCCUCAGGCGACCCCGAGCCGGCCAAACGGCGGCAAUGGUGGUGGCUCUUCUCAUAUUGCGGCCAUGGAGGACAGCCUUCGCCAGAUCCUUAAGCUGGAUUCACCUUUUGGCGGGGCCCCGUCGCCUGGUAUCUACCGCCAAUCUUAG
Messenger RNA from Sporothrix brasiliensis 5110, 1452 nucleotides. Its product is annotated as proteophosphoglycan 5. The coding region runs from base 1 to 1452 and encodes 483 amino acids. The record is from RefSeq and is a predicted model, not a curated record. Lineage: Eukaryota; Fungi; Ascomycota; Sordariomycetes; Ophiostomatales; Ophiostomataceae. The transcript is spliced from 2 exons.